Messenger RNA from Limulus polyphemus (Atlantic horseshoe crab), 9727 nucleotides. RefSeq lists its product as uncharacterized. NCBI's taxonomy places the organism in Eukaryota, Metazoa, Arthropoda, Merostomata, Xiphosura, Limulidae. The record is from RefSeq and is a predicted model, not a curated record. Gene Ontology annotation, biological process: signal transduction. The transcript is spliced from 20 exons. The coding region runs from base 1 to 5244 and encodes 1747 amino acids. Gene Ontology annotation, molecular function: protein binding; phospholipid binding.
AUGUCUCAAGCUCUGGGUUCUGGGCAACAAGAUGCUUUGACUGAGGUGAAACCGUGGUGGCCAGGGCCUCGGAGAUUAGUGCUCCACAGAGACGAUACUGACUUUGGUUUCACUCUGAGACACUUCAUUAUCUAUCCACCUGAUAAGAACCAGGGUCAAGAGAAAGAAGAACCUUAUAUAGAAAGAACAGAAUGCAACCAUCAAAGAAGAGAAGCUAUGGAUACAAUCUUUGUACGGGAGGUAAAAGAAGGAAGUCCAGCUCACUCUGCAGGCUUGGUAAUUGGUGAUCGGAUUGUGUCAGUUAAUGGUCAUCCUAUUACAGGAAAAACUUAUCCAGAGGUUAUUGGUCUCAUUCAGAACAGCAGCAGAAGCUUGGAGUUACUAGUUGUGCCAAAAGAAGAGGACAUUUUGCAGUUGUAUUUUUCCAGUUCAGCCUACCAGCCUGUGGAGAGGAUUCCUCCCAACAUUCCCAACAACCAAAAAGUUGUGCUUGGUAUGGAGUCAAUAGAGAAAGUUGAAAAUACUGGAAAGUUUCAGCAUCAAGAUUCUGCAGCUAAAUUAUCUAGUGUUGAUAGUCAGAAUAUAUCUCAUAUAAUUAGGGACACUGGUAAAGAACAUGAUUAUAGUCACCUCAGGGUAAGAGAAACAACCCCCUCAUCAGCUGUAAAUAUUUCACCUAUACCAAGUGAAGUUUUAAAAGACCCUGUGAAUCUCGUUGAUAUAGAGGGUCAUGUGAAUGGUUCUCUUGUUCAUUCCCAUCAGCAAGGGCCUCCUCAUUUUGUUUUCAAAAAAAAGAGAGAACUUCCAGCUAGAGUCACAAGCAAUAAAUCUGAUAGAACUGCUUACAACUGUACAGAUAGUCAAAGUCUGCAGCUUACUGAUCCUGUUUUUGAACAGUCUUUCAUAUCCCAGACAGAGAAUAGAAACAGAGAAGGCAAAAGCACAAUGAAUUCAUUACAUGGAAAAGCAGUAGACAGGCGUAUGUCUGAAGGUGUUGAAAGUCAUAGUCUCUUAGCCAUGGGAGGAGAAAGAACAGGUAGACCAGUUCUCAGCUCUGUACAUUAUCCCAUGUCAAUGCAGGGUCCCCGUGGAAGUCAAGGUUCAGAAGGGAUAUUGGAUACGCUGAGUGAGCCCUCCAGUCCUCGUUCAACUCCUGAUGGGGAAGCCCAACAUGUUUCCUCACUACAUCUGGUUGCUCAAAGACGUCAUCAGUUUGAGCCAAGUUACUUACUAGCCAGACAGUUAGAGCGUAUCAAUCUCCACAAGAGUGAGUUAGCUAGAAUGUCUCCUCAUCAUCCUAUUGUGGCUGUGAGAACUGCCAAAUUUCAGCAAAGAGAAGUGAUGAGUGACAGUGAAACUUCUACUCCAUCAAGUCAUUACCAUCGAGCAUUACCAAAACCUCAUCGAAUGGAAUCACUAAAAUCUCAUCCUGCAGCAUGGAAGGGAUUUAAAGAAUUUUCCCAGAAAAACUUGUCUUCUAGUCUAGGUACUCCAUUAUCCAGCAAUAAAGAAAAAGAACAGCGAUUAACCUUGUCUGAUACAAAUGAUGUAGUAAAAAAAGAUGUAGUAGAUGAUGAUAAAGCUGCACUCCCUCAGCUUCCAACAACUACAAGUCCACCAGAAGUUGUCCUUAGGAAGAAACCUCCUAUUGGUGAGGAAGUGCCAGUGGGUCGCAGAGUUUCCUAUUUGAGGGCGACAGCAGGUGAACGCAUUCACGUGGACUCUGAUUUAGAGUACAGUGAUGAAGAAGAAGAUCAUUCUAUCAGCAGUGACCAGUCAACUCCUAGUAGCACUCAUCGACUUCAGAAACUUAAAGCAUUUUUUGGAGAAAAGCGAUCUAGUGACCGUUCCUGGAGGCCUGUGUGGGCAGUUCUUGAUGCAGAGACGUUUUAUUUGUUGAAGGAAAAAAGAGAUAUAACUGAGGUUGGUCCCGGGAGUGAGGAUAUUCAAAUACCAGUUAAAUCCAGUUUAACAGGUGUAGCCCACGAUUACACGAAGAAAAAACACGUCUUUCGAUUGCGUCUUCCUGGAGGUACAGAAUACCUCCUUCAGGCUGACACCCAUGAACAGAUGGUUGAAUGGCUGGCUGCUCUCCAGCAUAUUAAGAUGGAAGAUAAUGAGGAUUGGCUAAAUGAACCAACAUCAGUCUUGGAAAAAGCAGCAGUGUUUGAGUUACAGCAGUUAUGGAAUACUGUAGGUCGUCUUUCCCCACUACCCAGGCCUAUUAAGAAAUUUGCUAUGCGUUAUCGUUCUCCCACAGGGACAGCUCCUGCACCAAAAGCAAGAAGAGCCUCUCAUACUGAUGAACUGCCCAAAUCUGUUGCUGCAUGGCGUGGCAGAGUAGUACAUGGCUUAAAGAAAUUUAACACUGCACCAGCUAAGGGAACCAGAUCAGGCUUGCGUCUUGAUGAAUAUCAAAGCUCGCAAAAUAAUAAGUUUGUUCCCCUUGCUGUGGAACUGUGUACCAGUAUUGUUGAAGCUCGAGGACUUGAUACAGUGGGGAUAUAUAGGGUUCCAGGAAAUAAUGCAGCAGUCAGUAUGUUGAUGGAUGCUGUGAACCAACAGUCAAUUACAAACGACCUUCAAGACACUCGUUGGAAUGAUGUGAAUGUGGUUUCUAGUCUUUUAAAAGCUUUCUUCCGGAAGUUGUCUGAACCCCUCUUCACCUCUUCACUUUACCCACAGUUUAUUGCUGCAAGUAAAUUAGAAAACCCAAUGUUGAAACUUCAAACAAUCCAUCGACUGAUUCAUCUGCUUCCUCGUCAUAACUUUGAGACGCUAAAAUUUGUAAUGAACCACUUAAAGAAGGUUACAACUCAUGCCAGUUUUAACAAGAUGGAGGCUCGGAAUCUUGCUAUUGUUUUUGGGCCUACCCUGGUGAGGUCAGCGGAUAACAAUAUGGUUGCCAUGGUUACAGAUAUGUCUCAUCAGUGUUGUAUUACAGAGACCAUUAUUACAAAUGCUGAAUGGUUAUUUACUAAGUCACCUACAGAGGACUUAGCAAGCUUGCCAGAAAAUUGCUUUAAAAGGUUAUCAGAACCACUUCCAGUAGCUGACCCAGGAGCUUUACUAGAAAAUAUUCAUAAAAUGGAUUUGGGGAGUUUUGCAGGAAGUAGUGGUAGUGGACGUGAAUUUGUCUCCUCUCUAAUGAGUGUAGCCCAUCGAAAGAUGUGGCAUAGACAAAAACGAGAAGCUAUUCAUGGUGAGGAGCAAAUAAUUGGUAGUGAUAAAAAAUCUCCUCCUGACCGACGAAGAAAGUCUCUAGAUUAUCAUAGCAGAGAAGCAGUUACACACAAACAACCAAUGAGUCAGUCCAUGUUUGUUCCCAGCAGCCAUGAAAAGUCCCUGAAACCUCCUCAACCGCAACCAGACUUAUCCCCUUCCUUGAGUACUUCUGAUGAUUGUUCCAGCCUCACAUCUUUAUCUUCACUGUCUACGAAUAAGCCAAUAUCUGAGAGCCAACGGGACUCUGAAUCUCAUGCUGAGACAAGAGCUAAAAGUAAAGAGAAGGGGAAGCUAUGGGAAGGAAUAGGUGAUGAAGUGGUCUUUCAUACAUAUGAAGAACUGUCUGCUUUAACAAAAGAAAGAAUAAAAUCUUUUGAACAGGAAACCAGAGCACUGCUUCAACGUGAUCUGUACAGACAACAGGAAAAAUCCAGUCAUCAUCAGGUUGCUCGGGAGCAAAUCGAACGAGAAUGGCAAAGAGCCAAGCAAGAGAUGGAACAAGACGACUUAUUAGAUCGAAUAGCCGAUGACCCCUCUUCUCUUGCUGAUUUAUAUUCAGAUCGUAAACCCCAAGAUCAACGAAGAGGAAUGAAUAGCCACUGUGAUUCUACAACAGAAGUUGUUACUACGAUGAGUGGUAAGAAACCUAAAAUGAUGGAUUCCACAUUACCUCUAGCUGAUUCCUCUCAGCCAAAAUCGAAGCGACUACCUUGGGCCAGAUCAGAAAGAGUAACUGUUCCAGGCCAAGGUGGAUUAGUGUCUCAAUAUUCUAAUAUGUUUGCUGGAAAUGUCUUGUCUCAUAAUAAACAGCAGAAUCAUCCUCAGAUGAAGAAAUGUGCAUCUACCGAUGGAUCUUGUUUAAAAACAUCAAGUGAUAUACCUGAUGAUCAGACAAAGCUGACUUCCACUGUUAAACAAACACCUUGUGAAUCUAAAGAAAAAUUGGAUCCUCAAGCAUUGUUUGACAACUUUCUGCCAGAAUCUGUAAGUAGACAAGGAACAGCCUUUAUUACAACAGGUCAUAAAACUUCCUCUGGAGUUUCUGCUACUGACACUUCUGCUAGUAUAAGUAGCCAGGGUACUCUUGUCACAACAGGUAUUGGUUCUUCUAGUGUUUCGAGUAUAGAACCAGCUAAUGUGAUAGGUAGCCAAGGGGUAACUUUUCUUAUGACAGGACAUAAAGUCUCUUCUAAUUCUUCUACUUCAGCUGAUGCUAAUAGGGUUGAUAGCCAAGAAUCAGUCUCUGUCACAACAAGACCCAAAACUUCUAAUUUCCCAAAUGUAUCAGAAGUAUGUAGUAUUGCUACUAAAGGUGGGACAUCAUUUAUCACAACUGGACACAGAACCUCUCUUGAUGCAAGAACAGAAGGAACUGUCUUUGGACACCAUGCUAGCUCCUCUUUGGCACGACCACUACAUUGGCAUGCUGAUACUUGCAUCCUUCAUAGGCAAAACUUCCUAAUUACAGCUACUGUUUCACCCACUAAACAUACCAUUUCAACCACAGUGUCUGUGACAUCACUGGGACCAGAUGAACCACGUCUCCCUGGUUGUACAUGUUCAAAAAUGUCAGUAUCCAAGCAGCCUUCAACUCACCAAGCCAAGAAACAGUCUGGUGAAGAACUGUUAAGAUCAUGCAGUACAAUUGAUACAAUAUCAGGUCAUUCACCCCAUCAAAUUGUUGGUCCAAAUAGUUUGUACCCUGACAUUUGUGGAAGGUCACAAUCAAUGGAAUCAACAGUAGCUCAUCCUGAAAUUUCAAACACAGUUUUAAAUUCAAAGCAUAGUCAUUCAGGUGAAAUUAUGGCCUCUUCCCAAACUCCAUCUUCAUCAGGAAUCCCUACUUCAAUUCGGCAAAAAAGUGGUGGAAUUGGUUACUCAUAUUUAAGUCACGGAAGUGCAACUUCAGGAUAUCCUCGCUCUCAGCUUUUGUCAUGUUAUCAGCGUAGACACACCAUAAGCAGCUCUGCAGAACUUGGUUGUGAACUUCCUGUGUCAGCUAAGAAAAUGAAAAUGUAAAGGGAAUAGAAUAAGCUAGUCAUAAAAAAAAACAACUGGUAACCUGAGUUACCUAUUAAUAAAUAAACAAAGUGGUGUACUUGAAAAAAAAAAUAGAUUGCUUUGCUUUUAGUAGAUCUGAUAAUAUGUGCAAUUAUGCUUUAUUGUGUAAUAUAUAUCUGUACAGAUGACUGAAACUAACCCUUUUGUGCCUCAAGCUAAUGUCUUUACCAGUGCUAGAGAUUGAGUGUGGCCUGUUAACCAACAGGACUUUUUAUAUCUCUUUAGAGAAUUCUCCUUGACCUUGCUGACUAGAUGUUUCACCUACUUCACUAUAAGUACUGUAUCUGCUGAUAUGACCACUUGAAGAAUAUUAUGUUCCAAGUCCUUUAAUAUUGUUUUAAUGGUGUAAUGAAUAGAUAUAUACUUUUAAAUUUAACACCAAAGUAAAUGGGUUGGACUGUAGCCACAGGUUUAGAAAGUCUAAUCAUUUGAAGCACAAGUUUAUUAAACCAGAUUCAGAAAGUGAUAGUUUUAAUUAAUAUUUUUUUUUGUAACAUUUAAUGAUAUUUCACUGCUUUGUUCUGGAACAAGGGUUUACUCUAAGGGUAAUGGUUUUGUUUGCAAUGAGAGGAAACAUAAUUUAUCACAGAAAUCACUACUUUUUCUGAUGUAAAAGUUUAAGGAAUAUAGUAAAGAAUUAUAGAUAGUUAUAUUUUACAGUGACUAAAAAUAUGAUUUUUUAUUUUUUUCUGUAUCACAUAUUCAAAAAUGAGUAGUUAUUUCUUAAAAGAACAGUCUGAUGUUACAGAUGAUAAGAUUAGAUACUUAACAAGCAUCUGAAAAGUUAAACCUAAACAUUAGGAGUUAACUUUUACAAUAUUACAACAUUUUCUAAGAUUAGGUUUUAAAGUAAUUGCCCAUUUUGAUGCAUUCCACAUAAAUGUAUUAUGUUGUGGAAGGCUUUGGGUCCCAAAUCCUGUAUUCAGUCUUUCCGUAUUUUGACAGUACUUAUAAGGAAUAUGGUUACAGAAUAUUAUGUGUAUGAUAUUCUUGCAACAGAACAAUGGUAGUACAUGAUUCUAGGGUGUAUUUUGUACAUAUAAUUUAUCCAUAUCAUAGAAAAAAUAAUAUAAAAAAAACUGAAGAAAUGUUCAGAGAAAUUAUCAAGCGCUAAUAGUAAUUGAUGGGGCAAGAUGAAAAUCAGAUAGAUAUAUUUUGCUAGUGCAGAUAUAUUCUGUGAAAUUAUCUUUUUUAACAAGUAAAUUUCUGGGUAUUCACUCUGCAAUCAAAAGUUAAAAGUUUUAGUUAUUACUAGUAAUACAGCUGUAGAAAAUACAAAUUUACUGGGAGACCAGAAGUGAAGCAUUUCAAGUUAUUAGUACUUUACAUUGGUCUUAUUUAAGUAAUAUCAGAUCAUAAACAUAUUUACAUUCAUUGAUGUUUCUUCACAUGGAAGCUUAUUGUAUAAGUUAUAUAGAAAAAAGUAACAUUUAAGCAAUAAUGUUAAUCUAAUUGCCAGCUAUAUUUGGGUGCUUUUGGUAGUUCCUACUGUUUUUCUAGCGGAAAUCCCCCCUUUUUUUAAGCUGCCUAAUCUUAUAUUCUUGACCAAUCUCUUAACAAAGCUUAAUUUUAUUAUUUCAGUUAUCUUUACUCUUCCAUAACGUAGCUUUUGUAGUGUUUUAUAUAUUUGUCUCUGUUAUAAGAUGGCUUGAUGGAAGUAAUGUUCAUGCAAGAUUUUAGAGGUGCAGUCAUAGGAAUACAGAUUUAAUAUUUUAUAACUCAAAAAGCAUAAUGAUAGGAUUGAGUAUUUUAAAAAUUAUUCAGAACUCAUCCAUAUUUUAUCUAGUUUUUUUAUCCUAUAAAUGCAAGAAGAUUUUAUUUGUGUUAAUGUUUAUUAUACAGUGUUUGUGGACAACUAUAUUAUAGUUUACGUUCUGUGCAGAGAGAAACAGUUCUUUGUAUCAAAUUGAAAAAUAUAUUAAAUGAUAUGGUAAUAUUUUAUUAGACAUAUACAUAUAUAUAUAUAUACUUAUUCUGCUUUCAGGUAGAGAAAUUUUAAGUGGACUGCAAAUGGAAGACAAUGUAUUUAAUUGUUUUAACUAUACCUGUUUUCUUCCUCCUAGUGCAAAAUUUAGUUGUUAUAUUGUAAGUAUGUUUCUUAGUUUUUAAAGUAAUUGAAAACUUUUACGUUUUUCUGGUGAACUAAUUGCUGAUAGAAACACAAAAUGAAAAAAAAAUCAUUUGAAACAGUUUUGCUAUAAUGUGGUAAUCACCUGUUAUAACAAGUGUUUCAAGGUAUUGGCAGUUAUAUCUUCUAAGUUAUCUUUCAUUAUGCGCUUUCAACUAGCAUGAAGAUAGUCAUUAUUUACGGAUUAUUUUACCCAAUUGAUGUUUGGUAAUUAAUGUUACGGUAAGUUGUCAUGGUGAAAAACACCGAAUUUUUUGAAUCCAACUAUUCAUUGCUUUGCUUUGAGAUAAACAUAACCCAUCUUGUUACGUGAGGAAACAGAGGAGAAGAGUGUACGUGAAAGGCUUUGUUAAUGGACUGCAUCUGUUCAGGAAGUUUUAGACGAUGUCGAGCUGCUAGCAUAAAUUUGCCCUGAUGAAGAUCUGCGUUAGCAGUCUGAACGUCGUCUAAAUCUUCCUAGACAGAUGCUGUCCAAUUUAGCCUUUUAAAGAUACCCCAUUUUGUGGUUGGAAAUUAUAUUAGAAUCAUUUGAAGCUUGCAUAAGUAAUAAAAUUUUACAGCCUUGUUUAUUACAUGUGCUUUGUUAGAAAGACCAUCUGGUUUAAGAGUCAGUAACGUUCAUCGUGGAGAAAUAAUUGAAUGAAGUGUAAAUUUGUAUACUUAUUUAAUAGUUAUAUUAAUUUAAAAGUCUGGUGCAUAGUCUCGCCUUCUUCUAGUACUCAUGCAACUUAAAAAUUAAAACCAGCAUUCUGAACUUGUGUAUUUCUUAGGCAUUGCGCAGACAAUAUUCCUUUAGAAACAACAUUUAACCCGUCAACUGUGGUUGACAUCGUAUGAUGCAAGCAUUUUGCGCGCAACAUUUUGAAUGACCCGCCGCAAAUUUUUGGGGAUGGGGUGGUAGACAGAUUUACACAAGCCGUAAAUGAAGGGUUGAAAAUGGUUUAAUAAACUUUUAAUGUCAUUGAUAAAGAAGGUUUUGAUAAGUAAGAUUUUCAAUUUGAUGUUAUCAGUUUUUUCUUCACGAGUUAAGUUUAAUUGGAUUCGUUGAAAUACACCUCUUGACGCAACUUAUCUUUAUAGUUUAAAAUGUCUUAUGCAGAAAAAAGGUUAUUAACAUAUUUGUUUCAGGCAUUUCGUAAAAAUACGAGGAAAGUUGUAAGAUUUUUAUUUAUUUCGAUUUGCUUAUAAUAUUUUCACACAUGGCGAAGGAUUUGUUCGAAACAUGUACGUAGGCCCCACAUUUACCAACAGUUUUUUGACCGUUGAACUGUACUGUUGGCUACAUUUGUACUCUGGUUUUGCAUCGACUUUGAAAAAAUCGAAGGAGUGAACACGCCAAAAUCACCAAAACUGGAAUUAUCACUUGUGGGUGUAUUUGCUGUUUUGUUGAAGCCGGUUCCACUAUAAGUUCGCUUUAGCACCAGGUUAGGGAAUACCUUGUAUUAAGAUGGCCUCUUGGAACUAAUAACUUUGACAAAAAAAUCACUAGGUAGCGUUUUUAUCUGUAAAAAUAUAAUGUGCAAUCCAAGACUAUUCAGAUGCAAACACGAUUUAGCCAAAGGUCAUGCGAAUGUAAUAAACACUGACAAGUUAACUAUAUUGAGGACAGAAAUUUUGAACUGUCUUCUGUAUGUAACCCAUUAUUACGAUUAUUCAGUACAUCAUCCAUAGGUUAAUAAAAGAAGCGAGUAAAAUGAAAAGUCUUGUUUCAUCAAUAUAUAUGUAUAAACAAUUUAAUAGUGUACGAAAGUUUCAAGUAGCUAUGUUUCGUAUACUUUGCAUGUGUAUAAAAUUAGAUAAGCGGAUUUUUUCUUUGUAAAGACAUACUAGAAUAUUUGAUAAAAUGUGGUUAACAAAAUCUAGUAAAGUUAUUUGGGAAAAUGCCGUAAAAUAUCAGCAAGGUGUGUGUGUGUGUGAAUUGUACAAAUUAAAAUGUGAUCAUAUACAAAUGUUCUUUACUCAACAAUGUACUUAAAUUCCAAAGUUUUGUGUGAUGGCUGAUAGUUCAUAGACAAUAUAUUUGCAAGUUUUUUUUUUGUAUUUUAAUGUGUGAUGGCAUGUAUGAAAUACGUUGAAAGAUGUUGCAUUUAAGUUAAUGUGAUACGUAUUCUUUGCAGUGUCGAAAAUGUUUACAUCACAUGGUAUGAUAAUCAUGAAUUAAUUAUAGUAUAGCUUUUCAGGCUUUUAUUGUAGGCCUGUUGUCAAAUAUAAGAGCUUGUGGUUCGUUGUCUGCUUGAAGGCGUACAAUCACAAAUUUGUAGAUUCCAUCCCCGUAAUGAGAUAAACUGUAAAAUAAACGUUUCUUAAAGACUC